AUAAAACUUUUAAUUUACAGUUAUAAAAAGUUUCUACUUUUUCAAUGCGGUAAAUUGAUGUGUGCAUUUCGAUAGAAGGAUCGUGUUGAACAUGGCUGAAGAAAUCUUAGCAAAUAUGGAAGUCAAAAAUAUUUCCGCUACAUUCAAUUUAGGAAUGGAGGUCGAUCUGUUCUAUAUUUACUGUCGCACACGCAAUUCCGAGUAUAGUCCCCGAGACUUUCCGGGGUUACGAAUGCGCAUGCGGAUACCUGUUUCUUGUGCAUUGAUAUUUAAAUCCGGGAAAGUGAAUGUGGUUGGAACGAAGAAUGAGGCUGAUGCUCGCCUUGCGUCUCAUAAGUAUACUAAGCUUUUGCAGAAAAUUGGCCUUAAUGUUGUUUUUAAAGACUAUAAAUUGAAUAAUAUAGUAGCAACUAUUGAUGUUCGCUUCCCCAUAGAAUUGGAAGAAUUAAAUAGGAGGCACAUGCAGUUUACAAGUUACGAACCAGAAGUGUUUGCAAGUUUAUCAUAUCGUCUUCCGAAUAUGGUUUUUAAUAUUUUUGCUAGUGGUAAAUUGGUAGUGACUGGUGCGAAAUCGCGUGAAGCUAUUAAGGACGCCUUUGAAUAUAUUUACAAGGCUUUGGUUGCCUUAAAAGAGAUAAAAUAG
This is a messenger RNA of Teleopsis dalmanni, 643 nucleotides long. Its product is annotated as TBP-related factor-like. Bases 92 to 643 code for a protein of 183 amino acids. The record is from RefSeq and is a predicted model, not a curated record. Gene Ontology annotation, molecular function: RNA polymerase II general transcription initiation factor activity; DNA binding. Gene Ontology annotation, biological process: DNA-templated transcription initiation. NCBI's taxonomy places the organism in Eukaryota, Metazoa, Arthropoda, Insecta, Diptera, Diopsidae. The transcript has 2 exons.